UCUCUCUCUCUCUCUCUCUCUCUCUCUCUCUCUCUCUCUCUCUCUCUCUCUCUCCGAUUAUUGUUAUAUCCGGUGAAUCCAUCGGCCGUUAUCUCAUCAUCUCAACUGACACCGGCUCUCCCGGCGCAUUUGGAUCAUUAAAUCGGCGAUUUAGGAUUUAAUAUCUGAUAUUUUCACCCAAUCUCCGAGUCUUUUCAUCAACUCUGACAAAAUCCGUCAGCAAUCUAUUUUUCAUGGUAGGAAUCUCAUUAUGUAAGUACUAAUUGAUGUUAUUUGAUUUCUCUUUGAGUGUUUUGAAAUUAGGGUUCAUAGAUUUGGGAAAUUUCGGGUUUUUCGUAGUUAGUGAAAUUAGGGUUAUUUGAAGCAAUUAUUAGUAUGUUUCUGUGUUCUUAGGCAUGAUUGUAAUUACGGUAAACGUAAUUUGCCAAGAGUACUACCGAUUUCAGGCAGAGAUAGUUCGUUUCCAUCAGUUUUGUAAUUGUUUUGAUUCAUACAUGGUGUGAGCUUAAAUUUAUUCAUAAAUUUGAAUAGUUUUUGUUUUUAAACGCAUGAUUUUUUGGUUUGUUUGAGAAGUUCGUUUGUAAAUGAUAAGGUUUUGCUAAUUACCACAUGAAAUUGAUCAAAACUUUUGUGUUUUAUUAUGAGGGUAAAAGGAGGAACUUGGACUGAUGAAUUGAGAUGGAAACUGCAAUUCAUCAACCACUGAAGAAAGUCAACAAGAAACCACAUGCCUUCAUCCCAAUACUUAAUGAGUCAGAAUCACCAAGUAUUGUAGUUGGUGAAUCUGAAGUCUCUGUCUUCAGCAUCCAGUGGUCUGAAGCUCCAAGUCAAGGUGAAAACAACAAUGCUAACCGCAUACCAAGAAAGAGAAACAAGUUGUCAAGGAAAAAAGAUGUGGUGCUAAUCUCUGCGUGGUUAAACACAAGCAAAGAUGCCAUAGUAGGUAAUGAGCAAAGAGGAGACGUUUUCCGGAAGCGCAUUGCAGCCUAUUUUGCAGGUAGUCCCCAAGUUUCUUGUCUGAAAAAGAGGCUGCCAAGUCACUUUAAACAAAGAUGGGGAAAGAUUAACGAGAAUGUAUGCAAGUUUUUGGGAUCCCAUCAAGCUGCAACAACUCAGAUGGCGAGUGGACAAAAUGAUAAUGAUCUGAUGAAGCUAGUCCACCAAAUUUGUGAAAGUGAUUACAAGAAGAAGUUCACCAUGGAUUCUGCUUGGAGAGAGUUAAGACAUGAUCAGAAUUGGUGUGCAUCACAGUCUAUUAAAGAGACUGUGAUGAGUAAAAGAAAAAAGGCCGAGGAUGGUGCUGCACAUUCUUCAGGCUCUAAUCCAAUAAGCCAUGGAGGGGCUGAAGCUUCCCAAACUCGUCCACCUGGUGUGAAGGCUGCCAAGGGUAAAGGCAAAAGAAAUGCCAACAAUUCACCAAAUGUGGAAGGAGAAAGGAAUGCAUUGGAAAGGAUCCAAAGUUUGUGGGAAAUAAAGUUAAUCAAAUAGAUGAAGGACAUGUUCACGUGAAAAGAAUCGGACAAAGACAAAGAGUACAUGGAGACAGACCACAUAUUUUUUUUUGUCAAUGUUUGUAUUUGUGUUUGUGUCUUUGUUUUUUAUUUUCUACUUAAUCCCAAAAUUCAUCUUUGCUACUUAAUCCAAAAAUUCAAAUCUUUUCUAAUUUUUUUUU
Arabidopsis lyrata subsp. lyrata is the source of this 1672-nucleotide messenger RNA. Its product is annotated as glutathione S-transferase T3-like. The record is from RefSeq and is a predicted model, not a curated record. NCBI's taxonomy places the organism in Eukaryota, Viridiplantae, Streptophyta, Magnoliopsida, Brassicales, Brassicaceae. The transcript is spliced from 3 exons. The coding region runs from base 679 to 1488 and encodes 269 amino acids.